Messenger RNA from Episyrphus balteatus (marmalade hoverfly), 919 nucleotides. RefSeq names its product phosphatidylinositol N-acetylglucosaminyltransferase subunit P (gene PIG-P). Lineage: Eukaryota; Metazoa; Arthropoda; Insecta; Diptera; Syrphidae. The record is from RefSeq and is a predicted model, not a curated record. The transcript has 2 exons. Bases 446 to 886 code for a protein of 146 amino acids.
GUUAUUUUUUUUUCCUUCUCAUAUUUUUAUUCACUUUAUUUGUUUAGAACGUGAUAAUUUUUAAUUAAACAAAUAACUUUUGUAAUUUAAACUAAAUUAUAAUCAAUAAAUAAACUAUAAUUCAUAUAAUGAAGAAAAAUUCCCUUGAUACUAAACCAGGAGUUGAUAAUUUCUGUAAGAUGAAAAUUGAUAUUCCAUUCGAAUCGAAUGAAAAAGCCCAAAUUGUUUUGGAUGUUCUCAAAGUAGAUUCAUCAGAUCCAGAUUCAGAACAUCGCGCCAAGGAAAACAUCUUCAUUGAAGAAAAAACUCUAUACGCUCAAUUCACAGCCGAUACACCAAAGUCCUUACGUUCUUGUGCUUCUUCAUUUUACGAUAAACUUAUCCUUAUCACAGAUCUUAUGAAAGAAUUCUCUGAAAAGCCAACAUCCAACUAAAAUUUCGAACAAUGGUUAAAAACACUCCUGGACCAGAACCACAUCGAGCCAUUUACGGAUUUUCAUUUAAUUUAUUUUUCACAAGUCUAUUUGCUUUGUAUGUUAUUUGGGUUCUUCCCUAUCAAGCUUUUGGCUUCUCCAAACAUUUCUAUUUCGUUCCUGAUACAUAUUUUGCAUUCAGUUUGCCAGUUUUUGUUCUAUGCGGAAUUGUUUUCUUUUUGUUUUUAUAUUUAUCAGUUAAUAUGGCUCAAACGGCCAAUAUUGAAAGUUCCCUAACAUUCAAAGAUACAAGCAAAGGAUGUAAAUGUGAGGAGAGAAAUGAUUUGAAUGAUUCCGAUUCGGAAGCAGAUGAGGAUGAGUUUAGUGAAAAUGAUAAUCUUUGUACAUCAACAUCAUUUGCUGUAGAUGUUGAUUUAAGUCAUGUGUCCAGAGUAUUGUAUAAUAAGAAUUAAAUAAAAAAUUAUUUUAUAAUGUAUAAAUUUAAA